GCUAAGACACCCGAGUUAAAAAAGAAACCGAAAGUGGUCAUAUCAAGCUGACCAUUUCUUAUCACCACCAGUGUACGUUCCAUCUGGCAGUAAGUGAAGAGAAGAAGCACGUGGCAAGAGUAGAAUAAAAAGUAACAGAGUAUCUGAAGUAGUUAGACGUUGAUAAGCAAUCUGGCGAACGAAUGACAAUCCGAUACGUUAUGAUGGUACGAGUUUUACCGAGGGCAUCAGUUUUGCUGUGGCUGUGUUUGGUGCUGGACGCUGCUAGGGCUACCUUCGGUGACGUAACAACGACAACAACGCCGUCCAACAUGACCGACAUUCAACAGGUUUUCACCGAGCAUGAAGUGAUUCCCGACGUGAUCGACGUCGCACCGAAGGAGUUCGCCAAGAUCUCCUACCCAAGUGGCGUGACGGUCGAGGGAGGAAACGAGCUCCGACCGACGCAGGUUAAGGACCAACCGAAAGUCGAAUGGACCACUGAACCGGACGCGUUCUAUACGCUCUUCAUGGUUGACCCGGACGCACCGAACCGCCAGGAGCCCAAGUUCCGCGAGAUUGGCCACUGGCUGGUUGGGAACAUUCCCGGCACGAAGGUGGAGGAUGGUGACCAUAUGUAUGGCUUUGUCGGAUCGGGCCCACCGAACGGAUCCGGACUGCAUCGGUACGUGUUUCUCGUGUACAAGCAACCGACCGGUCGCAUUGACUUCUCGAAGGCCCCGCGCGUCUCAAACCGCAGUCGCAACCAUCGUUUGAACUACAAGCACCGAGAGUUUGUGAAGCAGUACGGGUUGGGCGAGCUGGUGGCCGGAAACUUCUACCAGGCACAGUAUGACGACUACGUACCGACGCUUCACGCUCAGCUCUCAUCCGGUACGGAGUAGUGAUAAGGAUUAAUAUGAUUUUCUUUUUUCUGCAAUGGAAUUUUUCACAAUGGCAAUAAAAAAGGUACAAGAGGUUUACA
Molecule: messenger RNA, 964 nt
Organism: Anopheles coustani
Lineage: Eukaryota; Metazoa; Arthropoda; Insecta; Diptera; Culicidae
Product: protein D3-like
Exons: 2
Coding region: 183-884 (233 amino acids)
Source: RefSeq, a predicted model, not a curated record